Candoia aspera is the source of this 948-nucleotide messenger RNA. RefSeq names its product olfactory receptor 51V1-like. Gene Ontology annotation, biological process: G protein-coupled receptor signaling pathway. Gene Ontology annotation, cellular component: plasma membrane. Gene Ontology annotation, molecular function: olfactory receptor activity; G protein-coupled receptor activity. Lineage: Eukaryota; Metazoa; Chordata; Lepidosauria; Squamata; Candoiidae. The record is from RefSeq and is a predicted model, not a curated record.
AUGGCAUCAGUUACCCCUACAAAUGUCAGCAUGGCAGUGUUUGCCCUGGGCGGCUUUCCUGGACUGGAGACAGCUCAUGGCUGGAUUGGCAUCCCUGUCUUCUCUGCCUAUUUGGUUGCCAUGCUGGGCAACUGCACCAUCCUCUACAUCAUCUGGGUGGAGCCAAGCUUGCAUCGGCCCAUGUAUCAGUUCUUGGCUAUGCUGGCUGCCGCCGACCUGGGCCUCUGUGUUGUCACAGUACCCACAGUGCUGGGUGUCCUCUGGUCCCGACUAAGGCAGAUCACCAGUCAAGCUUGCGUUGCCCAACUCUACUUCCUUCACUCCUUGCCUCUCAUGGAGUCAGCUGUGCUCUUUGCCAUGGCGAUGGACCGCUUCCUGGCUAUCAGCUCCCCACUGAGGUACUCUGAGCUGCUGAGCACCACAGUCAAACAAAUUGGCCUUGCCCUCCUUAUGAGGAGCACACUUAUCAUAGUGCCCCCUUUUUAUUUCCUUGCAAAGUUCCCCUACUGUCCAGCUGCGAGAUUGUCCCACUCCUACUGUCUGCACCAGGACCUGAUUCGCUUGGCUUGCAGUGACACCACCUUCAACAACAUUUAUGGCCUCAGCAUGAUCCUCCUCACCAUGGGCUGCGACCUCCUCUUCAUUCUGAUUUCCUACAGCCUAAUCCUGAAGGCAGUCCUGGGCAUGGUCUCCAGUGGCCGCAGCCCUCUCAAGGCCCUGAGCACCUGUGUCUCGCACAUCUGUGCUGUCCUGGUCUUCUACAUCCCUGUGCUUGGCCUGUCUGUUGUGCACCGGUUUGGGCAGCAUGCGCCUCCCCUCCUCCACGUCCUCAUGGGCAAUGUCUACAUCCUCUUCCCGCCCCUUAUGAAUCCCCUAAUUUACAGCAUCAAAACAAAGGAGAUCUCUAGCCGGCUCCUCCGAAUGCUCAGGAACCUCUGGAAGAUUUAG